AUGCCUGACGAGGCAACUACCUCGAAUCCGAACGCGUUGACGAAUGGCGAUGGUCCGGUGGUACCACCACCACCGGCACCAACAUCCGCCGCCACCAAAUUCAGCAUAUUGAGCAAAAUCCUGAAGCGUCGGAAUCGCAUUCAUAACACCGAAGAAUCUCAAGCUCAGUCAGACUUCAUGCAGAAAUACGGGGUGAAUGGGAACACGAGUAAUCAAGAUCUUCAAAUGGCUACGACGAAUCCUGCGGACCGCAAGAAUUUCGUUCAACGAUGUUACGAUAACUUGCGCACUUUCACAAUCGAUCCUAGCAAUGACAUAUUCUACUAUUGGACUGUCGUGGUCUCCUUCGCUUUUGUCUAUAAUCUAAUAUUCGUCAUCGCCCGUCAAGUGUUCACUGAUCUAAUGGGUCCCACAGCGAUUUCACUGUGCACCGUAUUCGAGAAUGAUCCGAUUGCCGGAAAUCGGACAACGGUCGUCGAGUGUACCCUGGAGAUGUUGACGAACAUGAAGAGAAUGCCGACAUCGAAACCAUAUCCGGAUAUGGGUUGGAAGGAGCAUUAUUGGACGAGGGCUCUAUGGGCUCUCGCCGAUUUGAGUAUGGAUCUCAUCUACGCGUUGGAUAUUUUUGUGAACACCCGAACCGGCUAUUUGGAGCAGGGCUUGGUGGUCCGCGAGAUCGACAAAAUCAAAAAGUUGUACUACUCGAGCCGCCAAUUCAAAAUGGAUUUGAUCAGCAUUCUCCCGUUGGAUUAUUUUGUCGGAUGGCCGUGGCCGGCGACUUGGUGGAAGCCUCUUCCGAUCGUUCGGCUCAAUCGGCUGUUUCGUGUCGCGCGCGUUAAAGAUUGCAUGGAGCGAACCGAGACGAGAAGCUCAAUCCCGAAUGCGUUUCGCGUCCUUGUCGUCGUCCUUUACAUCAUCAUCAUUAUUCAUUGGAACGCCUGCUUAUACUUCUGGAUCAGCGAGUGGAUCGGAUUAGGAUCGGAUAAUUGGGUGUACGGUUGCUUGAACAAACAAAGCCUUCCAGAGGAUGUUCCGGACACAUUGGUCCGUAGGUACAUCUACAGCUUCUAUUGGUCCACGUUGAUCCUAACCACUAUCGGAGAAGUGCCGAGCCCAGUUCGGAAUGUCGAAUUCGUGUUCGUUACACUCGACUUGAUGUGCGGCGUUUUGAUAUUCGCCACAAUUGUCGGAAACGUCGGAUCGAUGAUAUCGAACAUGAGCGCAGCGAGGACGGAAUUCCAGAACAAAAUGGACGGCAUCAAACAGUAUAUGGAGUUGCGGAAAGUGAGCAAGCAGCUCGAGAUGCGCGUCAUCAAAUGGUUCGACUACCUCUGGGCGAACAAGCAGUCGUUGAGCGAUCAGCAGGUUCUUCGAAUUCUGCCGGACAAGCUUCAGGCCGAAAUUGCAAUGCAAGUGCACUUUGAGACCCUGCGGAAAGUCAGAAUCUUCCAGGAUUGUGAGGCCGGAUUACUCGCCGAGCUUGUGUUGAAGCUCCAGCUUCAAGUGUUCUCACCCGGCGAUUACAUUUGCCGUAAAGGCGAUAUCGGCCGAGAGAUGUACAUUGUGAAGCGCGGCCGCUUGCAAGUCGUCGCCGAUGACGGAAACAAGGUGUUCGCGACACUCUCCGAGGGCUCCGUAUUCGGCGAAUUGAGUAUUUUGAAUAUCGCAGGUAGUAAAAACGGAAAUCGACGAACCGCCAAUGUCCGGUCUGUCGGAUAUACUGAUCUGUUUGUUCUUAAUAAAAAUGAUUUGUGGAAUGCGCUAAGAGAAUAUCCGGACGCCAGGAAAUUGCUAUUGGCCAAGGGACGCGAAAUUCUACGAAAAGACAAUCUCCUCGACGAGAAUGCACCCGAAGAGCAGCAAUCCGUGGAAGAAGUUGCAGAAGCCCUAAAUACCUCUGUCAAAGUGCUCCAAACCCGAAUGGCCCGCCUCAUCGCCGAACAUUCAAGCACCGAAGCGAAACUAUUGAAAAGAAUUGAGCUGCUUGAAGGCUAUCUAAGCAAAUACAAAGCGAUGGCUCGACGAAAGCGCGGAAUCCAGGGAAAUUCGCUGGACAAUGACGACGGCGAAACUCGAAAUCGCACGGGUCUCCGCCUCCGUCACGCGAAAACUCUCGAUCUUUCAACGGCCGAAGAGAAUGAAGGCGGCGGUGGCGGCCAUCCGGGAGCCGAUAUGUGA
Molecule: messenger RNA, 2178 nt
Organism: Caenorhabditis bovis
Lineage: Eukaryota; Metazoa; Nematoda; Chromadorea; Rhabditida; Rhabditidae
Source: the annotation of a GenBank genome assembly